Solanum lycopersicum (tomato) is the source of this 726-nucleotide messenger RNA. RefSeq lists its product as uncharacterized. Lineage: Eukaryota; Viridiplantae; Streptophyta; Magnoliopsida; Solanales; Solanaceae. The record is from RefSeq and is a predicted model, not a curated record. Gene Ontology annotation, molecular function: nucleic acid binding; RNA-DNA hybrid ribonuclease activity.
AUGUCGUUCAUGGAUGGUUCUUCUGGAUAUAAUAAAAUCCGCAUGUCACCAAAAGAUGAAGAACUCACUGCAUUUCGCACGCCAAAAGCUAUUUCUUGCUACAAAGUGAUUCCAUUUGGUGUAAAGAAUGAUGGCGCCACAUAUCAAAGUGCUAUGCAAAAUAUCUUGGACGACUUGCUCCAUAAAAAUGUUGAAUGUUAUGUUGAUGAUUUGGUAGUAAAGUCGAGGAAAAGAGCAAGAUUGUACGUCCAAUUCCAACAAUUUGAGAUUGUGUACAUCCCUCAAAAAUCCGUGAAGGGACAAGCACUAGCGGAUUUCUUAGUAGAUCAUCCUAUACCAAAUGAUUGGGAGUUAACUGAUGAGUUUCUUGAUGAAGAUGCGAUGUUAAUUGAAGUUCAACCUCCUUCAAAAAUGUACUUUGACACGGCUGUACAUCACGACAGAGCUGGUGCUGGCGUGGUGUUCAUCACAUCACAAGAAGAGAUUCUACCAUUUUCUUUUACUCUAAAACAAUGUUGCUCCAAUAAUGUCGCUGAAUAUCAAGCACUGAUACUUGGACAUAAAAUGGUCGUUGACGUGAAACAAUUACAUUUACAGGUCUUUGGUGACUCUCAAUUGAUGAUUAAUCAACUCUUAGGAAGUUAUGAGGUAAAAAAGCCUGAAUCGCUCCUUUAUCAUGAUUAUUCUCAAAAAUUGAUAAGAUGGCUUGGGGAUGUAACCCUUUAA